This is a messenger RNA of Candidula unifasciata, 405 nucleotides long. The record is from the annotation of a GenBank genome assembly. Lineage: Eukaryota; Metazoa; Mollusca; Gastropoda; Stylommatophora; Geomitridae.
AUGGUGUUAACGGAUCUUCAUCCGGGAUUUGGCAAAAAGGUUGUGUACAUUUUGGACUGCAAGGUCUGUGGUGAGACGGUGUGCAGACGUGGUAUGCUGGCGGUUUUAGUUGCAGAUGGGAAAACAGAAUUAUUUUCUACAGAUAAAUAUGACAGAAGUUCUGUGGGUGUUGUGCCAGAAAUGUUUACUGCCAAGAAUUGUAGUGGUGGAGUUGUAGGCUACCAUGUUGUUCUGCCCUGUAUGAAGUGUCUCUCUUCAGUCAACAAUGGCCAUCAUUGUAUGUUCCACAGCAGUUUAGUUUCUUACUGCUACAGACUGGAUGAAGCAGCGGGAGAUUUUUUACUCUGGAAACAGCUGAAAUCACCCAAAGAUGACGAAUUCAUGGCUAUAGAAUGCAUUCGAUAA